AUUUUAUUUUACGCUUUAGUACGUGGAAUCUUCUGUACAACGACCCACUUAGUGUGAUUGAUUUUUGUAUUAUCUAACAUAAGAUUCUUUACUGUGAUCGAUAAAUCAAACCCAGUUUCGUUAUCGCUAGAUCUAUAUCUCACAAGGAUUUAGCAGUGUUUACAUUAACUCUAUAAAGCAGGUGAAAAUGUCCAAGUCGAAUCAAUCCUUGGAGCUGUAUGUAUUUGUUCUUGUUGUUGUGACACUUGCCAGCGUACAUUGCAGUGCCAUACCUGACAAGAAACAGCGUGUUCAGGAUAAGCCUCUGAGUAGUGAGCCUCACGAAGUUCAUGGAGAACAUAAUCCUGACUAUGAUCAUGAUGCUUUCUUAGGCCAUGAAGAAGCAGAGACAUUUGAUCAGCUGUCUCCAGAAGAAAGCAAGCAGCGUCUCUCCAUUAUUGUAGACAAGAUUGACAAGGAUAGAGAUGGGGAAGUAACAGAAGCUGAGCUUAAGGAAUGGAUCCAGUAUGUCCAGAGAAGGUAUAUUGUCACAGACACUGACAGAAUGUGGAAAGACCAUGAACCAGAUGCUGAAAAUACACUCACCUGGGAGUCCUAUCAGAAACGUACUUUUGGCUACAGUGAUGACCCAGUGGAAGGCUCCCCAACCUUUGAAUACAAAGACAUGAUCCAGAGAGACAGAAGAAGAUGGCACCAGGCUGAUAAAAAUGGAGAUGGGAAACUGACUAAAGAAGAAUUUCAGGAUUUUCUUCAUCCUGAGGAAGCUGAACACAUGAGAGGCAUAGUUGUUGAUGAAACUUUAGAAGAUAUUGAUAAAGAUGGGGAUGGAUACAUUAGUCUUCAAGAAUAUAUUGAUGAUAUUUGGGGUGAUGAUGAUGCUGAUGAGGAAGAUGAGGAGUCAAACAGAGAAGGAGAGCCUGAGUGGGUCAGGUCUGAGAGGGAACAAUUUGUACAGUACCGUGAUAAAAAUGCAGAUGGAAAGCUGGAUAACCAGGAGAUAAGAGACUGGAUCAUUCCAGAGGACUAUGACCACAGCUCAGCUGAGGCGACACAUUUGAUCAGAUCCUCAGAUGAAAAUGGGGUUUGUGACAUGUGGCCCCGUAGUGCUGAGGAAGAAGGCCAGGAAGAGCCUAGUUGGGUUAAGUCAGAACGCGAGCAAUUUUCCAAUUAUCGUGAUAAAAACAAGGAUGGUAAAAUGGACAAGGCUGAGGUUAUGGACUGGAUAAUACCUCAUGAUUAUGAUCACUCUAAAGCAGAGGCUAAACACCUGAUAUUUCAGUCCGAUGUCAAUCAGGAUGGCAAAUUAAGUAAAGAAGAAAUCCUUGACAAGUAUGAUUUAUUUGUUGGCAGCCAGGCUACAGACUUUGGAGAGGCUCUGACCAAACAUGAUGAGUUUUGAUGAGAUAUUUGAGAUAGACAUCUCACAAGACUUUAAUUGAUUGGAGCAAAAAAAAAAAAAAAGAAAGUGUUUGUUGUCUGCAGAAUAAAUGCUGUAGUAUGAAUAUUGUUUUAUAGGUCAGUGAUAUUUUAAACUAAUCUGAAAACAAAGCCAUAACACAAUUUUACUAUCCCCCCCCCCCCCCCUCCCAAACUUCAUUGAAUGGGAAUAUUAUAUCACACAAUUUGAGUCAUAAACCAGUUCUUAUACAAGCAUAUUUGUAUUUGUAAAAUAUCUGUGACAUUAAUAUUCAACUGUGUUUGUUUUUUUUUAAAUUAAAAACAAAAAAAGAUUUGUGUUAUGACUGAACAACAAAUUUCUUUGGUUAACUUCUCUUUUGAUACUUUUUUUUUGUUAGAAUUUAGAAACAUUUAACUUCACUUAUUCAAAGAUUGUAUCCAAAGUUAAAUUGCUUAUCAAUAAUAGUAUUUCUUUUUAAGUUAGCUCUCAUGCAUGUAUUUUAUGUAAAUACAAGUUUAAACAUUGCUGAAUUCCGUCCUAUAAAUAUUUCUUUAUGCCCCAAACAAUCCCUUUUCUAUUCGUGACCAUCGAUUAAACAACUAUACAUUUUUAUUUCCUAAGUAAUUUUUAUAAUUUGUAUGGAUUGCACUGGUAUAGUUGACAUGCCACACACACUAGAAAACCUCAACUUUGUGCAAUGUUUUUCAUAACAGUAUUUCACCUUGGUUUUAAAACUUGUUUUUCAAGAUGUUUCUCCUUUUUUUUUUCAACAUUGGAAUAAAUGGGGUGAAAGUGUAGAGUUUAAAUGGGUUUAUUUAUUUUAAAAAAAUGCAAUUGUUUGAUAUUAUGUUGGGGCAAUACAAAUAAUGUUCUUGUUUUAGGUAAAGCCUUUCCCAGGACUUGGUCACCUACUUAAAUGUUUGCUGCUUUUCUGUUCUCAAACUCUCACUUUCAUUGGUUCUUAUGUCAUUUAUACAUUUUUUUUUUUUACACAUUUGUAUUUGUAAACUGAUAACUAUGUUUAUUGUCAAAGUUGAACUUUGCACAUUUUUAGGAGUGCUGGAUACUUAAGAGUAGCAUGUUACUUGCUUUAGCCUAAUGGUUCACUUUUUUCACUUUUUAUUGUUUUUUUUUUUUUUUGCUGUGAUGAUAGCCCACAAAAUUAAUGGUACUAAAGAUGGCAAAAAUGUUUUAUAAUUUGUAUUUAAUCAAUAAGAAAAAGUAAUUUUCUUUUGUGUCAACUUAUACUUUGAAUAUCUUGGUUAUUAUGUAUUAAUAAUGUUUUGAAACUUGAGAUUUUAAAAGAAACUAUUGAAAAUAUAUAUUUUUUUUUUAGCUAUUUAGUAAAGAACAAUAAUCUGGAUAUUUUUGGGAACAAUUACAGUCCCCUGUCCUUCCUUGUAACUUUCUAGACUUUUAAAAUUUUUUAGUUUUUAAGUUGUUUUUUUACUGAUGUGAAAAAUUAUAAUAAUGAUUGUUUAAACAAAAAAGGCAUCCUUAAGUUUAAUAUAUAUAUGCUUGCAACCUUAUGUAUCCUGAUGUUGGGGUAAUUGGAAAGACCUAAAAUGAAAAUGAUUUUUUAAAAUCUUGUAUGCCAACAUUUGCUUGUCAUAAGUGAUCUAAUGCGAAGAUUUCCUAUUCCUCUAUGUCCUGUAGAGACUUACUGAUCAUUGAAUGGGACAAUUACAUGUACACAUAUUGUGAUGAAAUGAUGAUGUAGUUUUAGAACAAAACAUCUUUUCACAUCAUGAUGGAUCUAUUGAAAUGUUUAUGCAUGUUAAAUUGUCAAAACAACCCUUACAUACUUUCUGCAUUUAUUAUUAUUUUUUAGGGUCUUUUUAUGAACAGAGCCAUAUCUUUAUUGUUGACAGAUUCAUGAUUUGAGAUUGUGUUCCAUUUGUUUUCACUGUACCCCAGAAGCUUCUAGAACAAUCUUUUUACUGGGGAGCUCUGAGUUGACUUGCCAACCAAAUAUCUGCUGUUUCUGAAUGAACUUCCUUCAUUUUCAAUGCUUCCUUUAGUGUACAUCCCUUUGGUUUUGUUUUCUGGAUUACAUCCCUUAGUUGUUUUAAGAUUAUGCCCCUUUAAUUUGGUGCAAAUGUUUGUUAUUCAUAAAAUGUACAUAUAAAAAUUAGACCUUUUGCUUUUCUGCCUCAUUCAUGUUAUCUAACACAAGUGUGUAUGUCUACAUACAAUCCAUUUUAUAUAUGUCUUUGUCAAGAAGGAACUCUUUCUUAAUAGACAUUAAUUGUGACCCAAAUACAUUAGGUUAUUUUAUUGGAACUUGAUUAAAUUAAAAAAAAAAUAUUAAAAUGUAUAAUAAUAAUAAUAAUCUUUAUUACCAGUAAGUAAAUUUGUUUUACUAUUGUGCAUUACAAAAAAACAAUACAGGACUAGAGCAAACAUUUGUACAAUAGCACACAAGAAAUAUGUUCUAACCCCAUUAGAUCUAGUUCCUAGUCUUCUAAAGCUAUUGUUUUUUUUUUUAAAUAUGUAACAAAAGCUAUGUGACUUCUGGAUGACAACAUCUUGUUGUGUUCCUCUUAAGCUGGGUAAGAGUUAUCUGUCUCUCUCUCUGCCCAUCUUGUAACUAACAUAUCUAGUUCUAUAGAAAUACAUUUAUUGAAUAUUGUAUUAUUGGCUGAAUAUUUUAUGUAUGGAUUUUUGUAAGGCAAUCAUUCAAUAACAAAUUAUUUGCACAAUUAAUUUUUUUUUUACAUUUGUAUUGGAAUAAUAUUAACAUGAGUAGAGUUGUGUGUGAAUAGAUUCCCAUCUAGUCAUCAUAUUGUGUUGGCAUGUAUAUACCCUGCAUUACUAAGACUGAACAUGUUAAUUGAGUAGAAACUGUUGUAAGAAAGGUACUGACUGGACUAACCCUUCUGCAUGAGUCAAGAACAGGAACUCUGAAGCUUUUCUUAAUCUUGUAUUUGUUUUCUGUUUAGAGUAAUGGCUAGAGUAUUGGUUGGGGGAAUGGGUCAAAGUUCAUUUCAAUGGCUAGACAUGUACAGGUGGGACUAAAUACAAGUUUGAGACAAGCUGCAGUAGAUGCCCCUGUGUGUGUGUGUGGGUUUGUUUGUCCUUGCAUGCUGCGCUAAAUUCUUCCAGUACUGACCUAUGUAUGUAUAAUCUCAUGUACUAUUGUUGUAUUCAGAAUGUUAGAGAAAUGAAGCAGCCAAAACAUUGUGUGGCAUGGCAUCAAGAUCAAAAUAUGUAUUUGUUACAGAACAAAUCUCAAAAAUAAAGUUUGUGCUUUUUGAAGAGA
Messenger RNA from Biomphalaria glabrata, 4661 nucleotides. RefSeq names its product calumenin-A-like. Gene Ontology annotation, molecular function: calcium ion binding. The transcript is spliced from 9 exons. The coding region runs from base 188 to 1399 and encodes 403 amino acids. Lineage: Eukaryota; Metazoa; Mollusca; Gastropoda; Planorbidae. Gene Ontology annotation, cellular component: endoplasmic reticulum. The record is from RefSeq and is a predicted model, not a curated record.